This is a messenger RNA of Bombus impatiens (common eastern bumble bee), 991 nucleotides long. RefSeq lists its product as uncharacterized. Lineage: Eukaryota; Metazoa; Arthropoda; Insecta; Hymenoptera; Apidae. Bases 327 to 815 code for a protein of 162 amino acids. The transcript has 2 exons. The record is from RefSeq and is a predicted model, not a curated record.
AUUUUACACGCGUUAUUGAGAAAUUAAAGAUAGCACACUUUCCCUAUCCUUUUGGCAAGGAGUGUCGCAAGUAAAAUGAUAGCGAUAUUUUACAUCAAUGAUGUGUCCUGUAUCGAACACGCAUUAUAAUGCUUCAAUUUCAUCGGAAACCGUUGAGUCUCUCGAGCUCCAUUCGCCAUUUGAAACCCGUUCGACGCAGUCGUAUUUUCGAACAUAGUACCGACGUAGUACAUUAUCGCGAACAAGAGAACAAAAUACAUUCGCGUGGCUGCCGAUAUUCCUCUAUAAUCAAUUCUAAUAACCAAGUGUAAAUCUCAUUUCAAAGUAUGAAGUGCGGAAGAAUUUCGUGGACAUGUUUAUCCUUUUUAUCUUUAACAAACUUUUACGUGUUAAUACAAGCGACCGAACUAGACCCGAUGACCUCAAGGAAGAUACUACCAGUGUACGCGGUUUUGGAAAAUGCUGGUCUUCUAAAUUCCAGCAGGUGUCGGACCCAGAUAGAUAUAUUUCGAAAUGCGGUGAAUAACCAGAUACUUUGGGCUCUAAGAGCGUUGGAUAUCAGUGGAGUGCCAUCCAGAGGAUUUGUCAUCGGGAACAAUCAUUGGUUAGGAGACCCACAAGAUUGCAAGCAUUUCUCUGAAAAUCGCACGCUAUUACUAUCAGAGAAAGUACGAAAGAACAAUUCCAUAUACCGGAACCCGAAUGAAGAGUAUUCACCUUUUGAGUUUCGUUUUUUUAUUGCACGUGCGCGGCACAAUAGCACUGUGCAAUAUCAUAUAGAAGCAGAAGACGAAGUAAGCAAAUGGAUAUUCUAGAAUUAGUAUCUCGAUUGUAUAUCUCUAACGAUUCAAGUUGCAAUGCGAAUUACAAUCAGUAUGUAGCCAGUUUGUGCGGUCAAUUAAGAAUUUAUAGCAUUAAAAUAAUAUUGAUAGAUGAUAUCAUUAAUAUUAAAAUAUUUCGUGAAAUUUACGUGCGAAUUUUUACGGUCACG